CCGUGACGAAUCUGCUUCUCCCAAUGUGAAGGUCCGGUCAGGCAGACACCAAGAAUCUUCCAUCGUUCCCAGCCCGCGCCGGUUUCCGUGGGGAAGGGAGCGUGAGCCUGGCUAAGAACAUGAACGACUGGGUGCCCAUCGCCAAGGAGUACGACCCCCUGAAAGCUGGCAGCAUCGAUGGCACGGAUGAAGACCCCCACGACCGUGCGGUCUGGAGGGCGAUGUUGGCGCGGUACGCCCCCAACAAGGGCGUCACGGGGGACCCCCUCCUCACCCUGUUCGUGGCGAGGCUCAACCUGCAGACCAAAGAGGAGAAGCUGAAGGAAGUGUUUUCCCGCUACGGGGACAUCCGGCGGCUCCGGCUGGUGAGGGACUUGGUCACGGGCUUCUCCAAAGGCUACGCCUUCAUCGAGUACAAGGAGGAGCGGGCCCUCCUCAAAGCGUACCGGGACGCCGACGGCCUGGUCAUCGACCAGCACGAGAUCUUCGUGGACUACGAACUGGAGAGGACCCUCAAAGGGUGGAUCCCCCGGCGACUCGGAGGAGGUCUGGGGGGGAAGAAGGAAUCGGGGCAACUGAGAUUCGGGGGGCGGGACCGGCCCUUCCGCAAGCCCAUUAAUUUGCCUGUUAUUAAAAACGACCCGUACAGAGAGGGGAAGAGGGAGAAGAGGGAGCGGUCCCGGUCCCGAGAGAGGCGCUGGGAGUCGCGGCCCCGGGACCGGGACCAUGACCGGGGCCGGGAGAAGAGGCGGCAGGAGCGGGAGCCAGCCCGGGCGUGGCCCGACAACGACUGGGAGAGGGAGAGGGACUUCCGAGAGGACAGGGUCAAGGGCAGGGAGAAGAAAGACAGGAGUAAGUAGAGGCCCGACGCCCCCGGCCACAGAGCCCGAAGCAGGGCGGAGGGGCCCGCGCGGCUUUUACACGGAGGACGAGUCCAGUGCCGACGAAGCGCAGGUGCCAGCUGACCGCCGAUGCUGGGAGUCUCUCUUCCUCACCGUGGGUCGCUUGGGACACGCUUCUGACCGUGCUCGCCGGCCUCCGCACGGAGGGGCGCGGCCAGGGAGCACCGGUGUUCAAUUUGGUGGUGAUGGUCUGGUACCGGUCUUUAAUUUUGGCAGGGAAUUCGUUUGGAGAAUUUUAUUUUCUCCCAUCUCUUAGAAAGCGACCAUUUCGAGUGCUUGGCAAAAAGAAGGCAUGACCAAAAAUCAUUCGUAUUGAUCUGUGACUCCUGGCAGCCCGGCCCUGGUCAGAGUAACUUGCAUCUCUUCCACCUCCUUGUGCACAGAGCAAGGGGUGGUGGAACCGCCAUAAAGACGGGGCGGAAAAGCGAAUCCAGGGAGGAGGGACGUCCAGAGACUGGGCACCCAAGCCGGCCUGAGCUGUGAUCCAGGCGGCGGCCAGCUGCUCCUGAGCAGAUGUUACUCCGUGCUUGAGCUACAUGCUGCCUUUGUCUUUUUUUUUUUUUUUGAGCUACAUGCUGCCUUUGUCUUUUUUUUUUUUCCUGGAUGGGAGGCUGACAUUUAAGAUGAAACACCAGCCCUGGGGGGCGUGGCUCAGUGGCUUGAGCACCGAAAGGCCGCCUGUUGCACUCCCAGUCAGGGCAUGCGCCUGGGUCACGUGCCAGCGCCCCAGCAGAGGGCGUGCGAGAGGCAACCGGUCUACGUGUCUCCCCUACAUUGGUGUUUGUCUCCUCUCUCCCUUUCUCUAAAAGUAAAUAAAGUCUUUUAAGACAAAUUAAAAAA
Messenger RNA from Phyllostomus hastatus (greater spear-nosed bat), 1742 nucleotides. RefSeq names its product small nuclear ribonucleoprotein U11/U12 subunit 35 (gene SNRNP35). NCBI's taxonomy places the organism in Eukaryota, Metazoa, Chordata, Mammalia, Chiroptera, Phyllostomidae. Gene Ontology annotation, molecular function: mRNA binding; snRNA binding. The record is from RefSeq and is a predicted model, not a curated record. Gene Ontology annotation, cellular component: U12-type spliceosomal complex; precatalytic spliceosome. Gene Ontology annotation, biological process: mRNA splicing, via spliceosome. The coding region runs from base 120 to 860 and encodes 246 amino acids. The transcript has 2 exons.